Messenger RNA from Gopherus evgoodei (Goodes thornscrub tortoise), 1155 nucleotides. Its product is annotated as olfactory receptor 6M1-like. Gene Ontology annotation, cellular component: membrane. The record is from RefSeq and is a predicted model, not a curated record. Lineage: Eukaryota; Metazoa; Chordata; Testudines; Testudinidae. Gene Ontology annotation, biological process: G protein-coupled receptor signaling pathway. Gene Ontology annotation, molecular function: olfactory receptor activity; G protein-coupled receptor activity.
AUGGAUAUUCUCAACCAAACUGUGAUGACAGAGUUCAUUCCGUUGGCUUCUCCAGUCAUCCUACAACUGUGGAUCUUCCUCUCUAUGGUCCCACUGCUGAUUUACCUGCUCACCCUCAUGGGGAACAUGCUCAUCAUUUCCAUCAUAUGGCUUGAAUGUCGCCUGCACACUGCCAUGUAUUUCUUCCUCAGCAACUUGUCCUUUCUGGACAUCUUGUUCACCUCGUUCAUUUCCCCUACAAUGCUGGAACCAGUGACAGAAUUCAUCCUUCUUGCUUUUCCUGUCCUCUGAGAGAUACAGAUUUUCCUCUUUGUGGUCCUCUUGAUGACUUACCUGCUCUCUGUGAUGAGAAACGUGGUCAUUAUUUCUCUCAUAUGGACCAAUUACCUUCCCCACACCCCCAUGUAUUUCUUCCUGAGCAACUUGUCCUUCCUGGAUAUCCUCUUCAGAACUGUCAUUGCCUCAAAGAUGCUCUCCAACUUCCCGGUGGAGAGGGAAAGCAUCUCCUUCACUGGCUGCAUCACCCAGACUUACUUUUAUUUCUUCCCAGGAACAGUAGAUUUCAUUCUCCAGGCUCUCAUGUCUUUUGAUUGGCAUGUGGCCAUAUGCAACCCACUGUGGUUCAAGGUCAUCAUGAACAGCCGGGCCUGCUUCCUCAUGGUUUGGGGUGCCUUCCUCACCAUCCUCUACCUCAUCGUGGUGUUCAGGCUGCCCUGCUGCAGCCAUUCCCUCAACCAUUUCUUCCGCGACAUUGCUGCCUUUCUGCAAGUGGCCUGUGUUGAGACCCACGUCAUCAAGCUCAUCGACUUCCUCCUGUCGUCCCUUGUGGUGCUCAGCUCCUUAGUGCUGACGGCGGUGUCAUACGGCUACACCAUCUCCACCAUUCUGAGAAUCCCGUUGGGGCAAGGGAGGCAGAAAGCUUUCUCCACCCACAUCUCACACAUCACUGUGGUCACCAGCGCCUACAGGAGCUCCAUCUUCAUGUAUUUUUGUCCCAACCAGAGCUGCUCCCUGGACUUCGACAAGGUGGCUGCAGUGUUCACAACAGUGGAUACUCUGCUGAACCCCUUCACAUACAGCCUGAGGAGCAAGGUCAAAGAGGUGCUGAAGGACACUGUCAGCAGGACACUUUUCUCCAAGGCUGCAGGUCCUUGA